AUGUCGGGAAGGGUGGAGUUUUCGGUUAAUCGCUACGACAUCGUCGCCAUGUAUUUCGGCUCAUCGUCUGGUAUCGGUGCUGCUACGGCAUUGCUAUUUGCGAUAGAAGGAGCACGAGUAACAGUCACAGGUAGAAACGAGAGAGGAGUCAAGGAAACACACGACAAAAUAGUUGAAGCCGGUGCGCCUGAUGACCAUGUUCAUUGCAUAAUUGCUGAUCUGACAGUGGCGGAUGAUCGACAAAGGAUUGUUGAGGGAACUGUGGCGAAAUGGGGUCAUUUGGAUAUACUCGUGAACAACGCGGGCGCUUCAAUCACAUAUGGAAAGCAAGGAUUUGAAGCAAACGAAGAUGCUUACCAUAAGACAAUGGAUAUCAAUUUGAACAGUGUUCUACAGCUUACAAACCUCGCUCGGCCUUAUCUCAUCGAAAGCAAAGGCGAAAUUGUGAAUGUUAGCAGUAUUUCGGGGUUGAAAUUUGGAAACGUUCUAGCACCAUACUAUGCCAUUUCCAAGGCUGCCUUGGAUCAGUUAACUAGAAGUCUAGCGAUCGAUUUAAUUGAGCAUGAUGUACGCGUAAAUGGAGUAAGUCCUGGCAUCGUAAAGACGAAUUUUAUGACGAACGAAGGUAUGACUAAGGAACAAUCGGACAAAGUGUACGAUUUCUUCGGGAAGGAAAAGAGUUCGUGUCCUCGUCGUAAGUCCGGAGAACCAAAUGAAAUCGCUAAUGUGAUUGCAUUCCUUGCCGAUCGUCGUUUGUCCUCGUUUAUCAUCGGUCAAAUGAUUGUUGCGGACGGAGGAUCCGCCAACGUGUCCACUUCAAUUCGGAAUCGUUUGAAUUUCAUAAACAUUUUAUUUAUGAAGUCUUACUGA
Messenger RNA from Necator americanus (New World hookworm), 870 nucleotides. RefSeq lists its product as uncharacterized. The record is from RefSeq and is a predicted model, not a curated record. The coding region runs from base 1 to 870 and encodes 289 amino acids. The transcript has 9 exons. Gene Ontology annotation, molecular function: oxidoreductase activity. Lineage: Eukaryota; Metazoa; Nematoda; Chromadorea; Rhabditida; Ancylostomatidae.